CUUGGAGGCCCCGGAGGCGGUGCCGCGCAGGACGGAGCGGAAGUCCCCGGCUGCCCCCUUCCCGGACCGAGCGAAGCGCCGGCGCGGCCGCCUGCCCGCGUCCUCCUCCCUGCGGCCCUCGGGAGACCGCGCUCGGCCGCAGCGGAGCGGCGAGUUGCAGAAUGUCCGAAGGUGACAGUGUUGGCGAUUCUGUCCAUGGGAAGCCUUCUGUGGUGUACAGAUUCUUCACAAGGCUUGGACAGGUCUACCAGUGCUGGCUGGACAGGUCCACGCCCUACACGGCUGUGCGCUGGGCUGCCACGCUGGGCCUGAGCUUUGUCUACCUGAUCCGUGUUUACCUGUUGCAGGGUUGGUACAUCGUGACCUACGCCUUGGGGAUCUACCACCUAAACCUUUUCAUAGCUUUCCUUUCUCCAAAAGUGGACCCUUCCUUAAUGGAAGAUUCAGAUGACGGCCCCUCACUGCCGACCAAGCAGAACGAGGAGUUCCGGCCCUUCAUUCGAAGGCUUCCAGAGUUUAAAUUCUGGCACGCGGCGACCAAGGGUGUCCUUGUGGCCACGGUCUGCACCUUCUUUGAGGCUUUCAAUGUCCCGGUGUUCUGGCCCAUCCUGGUGAUGUACUUCAUCAUGCUCUUCUGCAUCACCAUGAAGCGGCAGAUCAAGCAUAUGAUCAAGUACCGGUACAUCCCGUUCACACAUGGAAAAAGGACAUAUAAAGGGAAGGAGGAUGCAGGCAAGACGUUCGCGAGUUAAGACGCGGCCAGACCCGUCACAUGGAGUCCCAAGACGGUUUUGAGCCAUUGUAACAAUGCCUUCUUUCUUCACAUAAAGUAGUUGAUUACGAGGGAGUCAAAUUUUCUUUUUUAAAAGGAGCUUCAAUUAUUUGUAACUGAAAUAUCAGGUUCUUGAAGAAACUGGCUUUAAACCGAAUCGUGUUUAUUUUUCAGUGACGUUCAAGUGUUCAAAUGGACAGAAUUCUAGUAAAUUGCAGGCUCAGUGGAUAGUCGGGGAGCUUGGGGAGGGGCGGCAGGCAGUUGUCACGAGGCUGCAGAACCAGCCUUGGUGGAAGGACCCGGGUCGCAACAGCGCCACCUUCCGGAGGACGCCAGUGACCACGAUGCCCGACUGGAGGACAGUGCUGGUUCCUGCAUCUGAAGGAGCGUCACGUUUGAAAGGUGACUGUCAACUGACUGGGGUUCUAAUGCCAGUUUCCCAGUCCCAUCUCCCCAGAGAUGUUUAAAGUUGGCCUCUAUCAUAAUGACUCAAAACUUUGCUCUUAACUACCAUGAUUGCUUUUUGAGGGCCUGGAAUUAUAAAUAUAUAUUAUAUUUUAAUUGUU
Manis javanica (Malayan pangolin) is the source of this 1338-nucleotide messenger RNA. It is a transcript of the gene RER1, whose product is annotated as retention in endoplasmic reticulum sorting receptor 1. NCBI's taxonomy places the organism in Eukaryota, Metazoa, Chordata, Mammalia, Pholidota, Manidae. Gene Ontology annotation, biological process: protein retention in ER lumen; retrograde vesicle-mediated transport, Golgi to endoplasmic reticulum. The record is from RefSeq and is a predicted model, not a curated record. Gene Ontology annotation, cellular component: Golgi membrane.